Messenger RNA from Xiphias gladius (swordfish), 1868 nucleotides. It is a transcript of the gene aup1, whose product is annotated as AUP1 lipid droplet regulating VLDL assembly factor. The coding region runs from base 297 to 1544 and encodes 415 amino acids. Gene Ontology annotation, cellular component: membrane. The record is from RefSeq and is a predicted model, not a curated record. Gene Ontology annotation, molecular function: ubiquitin binding. NCBI's taxonomy places the organism in Eukaryota, Metazoa, Chordata, Actinopteri, Istiophoriformes, Xiphiidae. The transcript is spliced from 12 exons.
CCACUUUUAUUCUAGAGGAUUCUGGCCGGAAGUGUUGUUGUUGUUGCUGCCGGCGGAGCUGAGGCGCUAGCGCUGCUAGCACCACGGCCAGAAACAUCUGUUGACAACUGCUAAGCUAACAUGUUAAACUUGCCAGUAUAGCUGCCAUAAAAACGCUUUCAUUUGAGGGACAGUGACGUUAGCCGUCAGUUUACACACCGGAUGACAAAAUUGCUGUCUUGAACGUUAUGACUAAUUUAUUUUUGGGUAGUAGGUUGUAUUGUUAGCAUUAGCCUCUGAGCAAAGGUCUGGCAGACAUGGAGACUCGGGGGAUAGAGGACAUGUUUGACUUUCGUCGGUUCCCCAAAGAUGCAGUUAUUCUCUUGCUGUUGCUGAUUUACUUUCCAGUUGGCAUUUGUUUGAUGUUAAUACGGAUUUUUAUUGGUAUACACGUAUUCUUGGUCAGCUGUGCACUUCCAGAAAGUUUGGUUAGAAGAUUUAUUGUGAGGGUUAUGUGCUCAGUCCUGGGAAUGCAUGUGAGACAGAAAAACCCUCGCUCCAGAGACAAAAACACCAAGCUGUACAUAUGCAAUCAUGUGACAGAUUUUGAUCACAACAUAAUCAACCUGCUGACCCCCUGCAAUACUCCUCAGCUUCAGGGCUCCACAGGCUUUGUGUGUUGGGCCAGAGGCUUCAUGGAAGUCCAUUCAACAUCUGGCCAGGGAGCGAUAGGAGAGUCUCUUCAGAGAUACUGUGCUACUGUAGGCACCGCGCCCUUGCUCCUGUUUCCUGAAGAGGACACCACAAACGGCCGCACUGGCCUGCUCAAGUUCAGUUCCUGGCCUUUCUCAUUGACCGAUUCUAUUCAGCCUGUGGCCUUAAGGGUGACCAGACCACUGAUUGCUUUGAGCACACCAGAGGCCAGUUGGCUGAUGGAGCUCUUGUGGACAUUUUUUGCUCCAUGUACAGUGUAUCAUGUAAGUUGGCUCCCCCCAGUAUCCAGACAAGAUGGCGAGUCCACACAGGAAUUUGCCAACAAAGUCCAGGAGCUACUAGCCGGUGAACUUGGCUUGGUCUCCACCAAGCUCACUAAAGCUGAUAAAGCAGAGCACAUCAAAAAGAAAAGACACACUGUACCACAAACAUCUACAAGUGUCAGGCCUGGCUCUAUUGGGCUUGGUUUCAUGGUCCAGAGUUUAGGCACAGAUGAUCAUAGGAUUGCUAAGAUGGCCCAACAAGUGAAGGACGUGCUGCCUCAUGUCCCACUGAAUGUCAUCGCAAAGGACUUAGCGAAAACCAAUUGUGUUGACACCACCAUAACAAAUCUGCUGGAGAACAAGGAGGAAACUCCAAUGGAAGCAACCGGGACGUCUACGUUUGGGCCUGCAAAGAUUAGCUCCUACUCUUCUGGUUCUGCUCCCACCAUUAAGCCUGCUGCCACAUCUUUUAGGAAAUCACCAGCUGACAGACAUUUGUCUCUCCAAGAGAGAAAAGAGGCGCUGUAUAAUUUUGCAAGAAGACGCUACAUUGAAAAACACGGAUUGGAUCAAGAAGACAGUCACUGAACACACUUUGGGUCAAGCCAUCAUUGAAAACUUGUCAGAAAGAAGCAUAUACUACUUGCAUAGCUGUCUAAUUGGAAUGGUGAUUUUAUAUUCUGUGAACAGGUUCUGUUAAAAAACUGAUUUUGUUAAUUGCAAGUAAUGGAGACAAGUAUUCAGAACAUGUAUAAGUUGAUGCAAUGGUUAUUAUGCAUGUCUUUAAUUCUUCAUUCUGGCUGAUACAUAAUUUUGAUAACAAUUUGUAAUAUGAUCCACUGACUGUGAAUCAUCUAUUUAUUUUUAUAAUGUCCAGAGUCAUUGAUGAAAAUAAAGUUCAGCUUGACCUUG